GUCACUAUAAAGCUAACGCAGAAAUAAACAGCGAGUUUCAAUUUUCUAGGUUUUUUUUCGAGAUUAUUUGCUGAUAAAUAACUUUCCAACAUAGGAAAUUACGAUGGAAUCGUUGUACAGUCUUCCUUUUAUGCUUUUCGAAGUUCCGAACCUGAAACUUAAAAGGCCGUCGUGGUUUCAGCAACCUUCGGCGAUGACAGUGUUUUCGUUCGUGCUGCUGUCUUAUUUCCUGGUUACCGGAGGUAUUAUAUAUGACGUGAUUGUGGAACCUCCAAGUGUCGGAUCUACAACUGAUGAACAUGGCCACUCGCGACCAGUCGCCUUCAUGCCGUAUCGUGUUAACGGUCAAUAUAUCAUGGAGGGACUUGCAAGCAGUUUCCUGUUUACCAUUGGCGGUCUGGGCUUUAUAAUCAUGGACCAAACACACACCCCGGGUAAACCUAAACUGAACAAAAUCCUACUCAUUGCAAUGGGAUUCAUCUUCAUUCUGGUGUCGUUUUUCACUACAUGGAUUUUCAUGCGAAUGAAACUGCCUGGUUAUUUACAGCCUUAGAAAAUGGCAUUUACGCAAAAUAUUAGCAUUUAUUUAAAAUAACACAUUACACAAUGGACAGUAAUAAAACAAUUUUCUAAA
This is a messenger RNA of Topomyia yanbarensis, 634 nucleotides long. RefSeq names its product putative oligosaccharyltransferase complex subunit CG9662. Gene Ontology annotation, cellular component: oligosaccharyltransferase complex. The transcript has 3 exons. Bases 104 to 553 code for a protein of 149 amino acids. The record is from RefSeq and is a predicted model, not a curated record. NCBI's taxonomy places the organism in Eukaryota, Metazoa, Arthropoda, Insecta, Diptera, Culicidae.